AUGAAUAAUAAUGUCGUUGUUUUUAGCAGGGCUAAUCAGAAUGAUGAUAGUGAAACUUCCUCCGCUUUGCCUGAUUAGAUGGAGUCUCAAGUGGAGUAUCUGAAGACAAAAUUGAAAUUAUGCACCUAAACUUUGAAGACAUAGGAGGCUUAGAUGAGGUAAUUACGAUAAGAGAAUGAGAAAUUAAGAUAACUGAAUGCAGAUUACGUUAAUUAGAUGAAUCAAAUGGCAUCAGACAAAUACCAGAAGAUCGAGAAAAUAGUUGUUACUCAAUAAUUUUUUGAAUAGAAGAAUAUCGAUAAGCAAUUGAAGGAUUUUAUAAGAAAGAUGACAUCUAAUUUUGGCGGUCUUGAAAAGAGUCACAUUAAAUUGAUUGAUCAUUGCAAAGUGAUGGAACAUGAUUUGAAUUAUUAUAAGUAACGAGUAGUGGAUGCAGAAGAGAUUAUAGAGAAUCUGAGAAGUGUUGGCAAGACCAGUGUUGCAGAACUAAUGGAUGAAUUAAAAGGACUCUAGAACCAAGUGGAUGAUCUAACAAACCAAUUGCAAAAAUCUCAAUUUGAUUUGGCUGUCAAAUAAGGUGAAUUGGAGAGGAAGCAAUAAGAAUUGGAUGAUCAGGUGGCCUAAUGCGAGUCAUUGCUGCAUGAAUUAGAUGAUAUAAAGACAAAGCAAAACAGGAUUUUGAGUGAUAAUAUAGAGUAGUAGAAUAAAGACGCGAAGAUGAUUUAUUAAUUGAAAUUGAAGAGUGACUUUCUGGAACAUGAACGCAGAUUGGCAUAUUAGGAUGCUCAAUGUGCAAAUUAGGAGAAGAAUAGUAUGUUGGCUAAGCAAUAAAACAUAGAGACAGAAUUGGAAAUGUUGAGAACGACAACAGACAAUUUCUUAAAGAAAAAUAAGCACAUCUUCAAUUUGGCUGGACUGCCUAAAGUGUAGUUCAAAUGA
Molecule: messenger RNA, 939 nt
Organism: Paramecium tetraurelia
Lineage: Eukaryota; Ciliophora; Oligohymenophorea; Peniculida; Parameciidae
Exons: 4
Source: RefSeq, a predicted model, not a curated record